Messenger RNA from Adineta steineri, 489 nucleotides. Lineage: Eukaryota; Metazoa; Rotifera; Eurotatoria; Adinetida; Adinetidae. The record is from the annotation of a GenBank genome assembly.
AUGAAAAACAAAAAUCUUGAUAAUAUUCAAUCAGAUUUACAAUUUAUUCUUGAUCGAACACCUUUUCUUUAUUCACUUUGUAUUGGUCCAUUGUCCGCAUUCAAUUCACAUAUACCAUUCAAGGAAAUUACAUGUGCUUCAGUUCGGCAACUAGAUAUACGAGGAGGCACUCAGUAUAGCUCUUGGUAUGUAAGUCCCAGUGUUUGUGAAAAACAAUGUGUUCAACUGUUUCAUUCGCCAUUAGCUAUUCAGUGUGAAACACUUAAUAUCAAAGUUACAACUCGGCAAAUAAUGCUUGAUCUUGUCAAUAAUAUGCCUAAUCUCAAAGCAUUGAAUGUUAUGUGUGACGAUGAUGCUGGAUCUUAUUUAGAUGGUGCCGAGCUACUAGAAAAUGAAGUUUUUAAUUGGUUAUAUCAACAAUUACCAUCAACAUCUAUCAUAUCAAGGGAUACAACUUACCAUCGUAUUAUUCAAAUAUGGAUUCGAUGA